This is a messenger RNA of Paramecium tetraurelia, 393 nucleotides long. RefSeq lists its product as uncharacterized. The transcript has a single exon. The record is from RefSeq and is a predicted model, not a curated record. NCBI's taxonomy places the organism in Eukaryota, Ciliophora, Oligohymenophorea, Peniculida, Parameciidae.
AUGAUUCCGAAAAGAGCGAAAGUCUCCAGUCUAUAUGAGGAGAGCAAAACGAUAUCUCUAGAUGAUAUGGAAACUCCUUAAUUUAACAAUACUAGAAGAAGAGUGCUAACUUAAAUUGAAGAUGAUCAACCUAAAUUGGUUUUACCUAAGAUCAAGUUAGGAAAUAAACACUUUAAUCCGUCGAUCAUAAAUAAUAAUAAUGAGAGAAAGUUUAAGUUAACUGGAGCUAAAGAUGCAUUCUUUAAGCCAAGAUAAAUUAAUAGGUUGCCGUAAAUAAUCUAAAAAUAAGGAUUGAAAAAAAAUGAAAAUAAUCUAUCUUAACCUGAAAUCAAGGAAUUGUAUUCCUACUAACAUUAUAAAGCGUCAGCAUAUACUCUCAGUAUUCAUGAAUGA